CCGUAUUUACCAUGCAGGCCGUGAACCUCCGCGCGACAAUCCAGUACAAGCCGCCGGCCAACACGACGGUCCAGGAGGCGCUCGACACGUUCCGGUCGCCGCAGUGGGUCGGCUACAUGCUGCGCCACAUCGUGCCCUUCCUUAAAGCCUCGAGCGGCGCCAAGCUCCACGUGCUCGCCGACCUGCCCAAGCUCGCGCGCUGCGACAGCGACUGCGUCAUCUGCAUGGGCGCCAUGGACGACGGCGCGAUCGAGCUGCCGUGCGGCCACCACUUCCACACCAACUGCAUUGACGCGUGGCUGCGCCUCCGCAACACGUGCCCGACGUGCCGGUACCAGUUUGAGAAGCAAGUCUCGGGCACGUACGCGAUCCGCAGCAUCAACACAGCGCUCUGCCUCGACGGCGUGCGCUCGGCCGACGUCGACGACGUCCUCAGCCGGUCGCUCGACGGCUCGGCGCUGAGUGCCAUUGUGCACGUGACCAUGGUCCCGGCGGCGACGUUGCCGCCCAUGGAGCGCUACCCGUGCGUCAUGAACGCAGCCAUUGUCCGCGGCCCCGCGCCGACGCCCAACGCUGUGCGGUCGCCGACGGCGAAGCGCAGUCGCCCACACGAAGCGACGCCGCCCGUGCCCAAGCACACUAAGUUAUGUUAAAGUUAUUCGAUAGACGUUUGUAAUAUAGUCCUCCUAGAAAUG
Messenger RNA from Saprolegnia parasitica CBS 223.65, 695 nucleotides. RefSeq lists its product as hypothetical. The transcript has a single exon. The coding region runs from base 12 to 653 and encodes 213 amino acids. NCBI's taxonomy places the organism in Eukaryota, Oomycota, Saprolegniomycetes, Saprolegniales, Saprolegniaceae. The record is from RefSeq and is a predicted model, not a curated record. Gene Ontology annotation, molecular function: zinc ion binding.